GGUACGAACAAUCGAUGAAUGCUGAUAAGAAAAAUACGACCUCAGCUGGGUCUAGAUUGUCCGGGCCGUAUAAAUACUCGCGCGAGUUCACCGCCGCUCAAAGGAGCCACGGGAUCGGAUCGGUUGUUCUCGCGACUACGACGACGACGACUCGUCGCGGGAAGGAAAGCGAAAAAGAAAGAGAGCUCGAGUGAUAGUGCGUAUAUAGCUGCAGCCAAGACGAAUAAGAAAGAGAGAGAGUCAGCUGCGGACGAAUCGUUAUGUGGCAAGAAGAAACAGAUUGCGGACUGCUACGGAGGUAAAUUCAUCACGCGUGCGUGCCUCGCACGCAGAUCUGCACACGAGUGCUGCUGCUGAGGCCCCCGAGGCGAGAACCGAGCAUAUACCAGGCAGAAGCGAGCCGAACUUAGCAGACUACGCUUCGACGUUGUGCACGUUGGAGCGCGCGCGAUCUUUGACGUUACAGUCGGCCCGCGCGCGCGAUAUGAGCCGCAGUCGAUGCCUCGGCGUGCUUAUAAGCUCGUAACAAUAAUACGGUGAAAACACGAGUGUCAGUGCGCGAUUAGCGGCUCCAGAGCCUGUGAGAAUUCAUCGAUCGAUCGACGAUCGUCAUGGUCCUUCGUAGCAUCGACUUUACAGCGAUCGUCGUCAGUGAGUGGUAGGUUCGCGAGCUAAAUUUGGCCGAUCGGUAUACACCGUCGACGUUUCCGCUGCCUUCGGGCUUCUAUCGAGGGAGAUCGUCGUUGUGCCUUUCGAGAGAGCAAGACUCGAAGAAGUUGGAGCGUGGACGCCCAACCGCCGACACACCACCAACAUGUCGUUCCACAGAGAUUACGACUACGAGGACUAUGGCCUGGGUUACCAAAACACCUUGAUGUAUGGUCGCUACACCAAGGAUCUCGGCGAAUACGCAAAGGAAGAGGCCCGCAAACUUCGACGCGAACGAUUGGCUCGCAAGAACAUCGACAAGGUACGCGUCGAGGAGCUCAGCAAGACCAGACGCGGACCGCUAUGUCGCAAGUUUCUGUCAUUGCUGGCAGUGAUAUGGAAGCACACCGGCGCGCGACUCGGCGAGGACUGGGUGUUCCUGGCGCUGCUCGGCGUCAUCAUGGCCCUCAUCAGCUACGCCAUGGACCGAGGAAUAUCCAUGUGCAAUAACGCCAGGAUAUGGUUGUAUCAGGACCUCACAUCUCACAAGGCGUUGCAGUAUUUGGCGUGGGUCGUACUGCCCGUCUGUCUGAUACUCUUCAGCGCCGGUUUCGUCCACAUCGUGGCUCCCCAGAGCAUCGGAUCCGGAAUACCCGAGAUGAAGACCAUCCUGAGAGGCGUGGCUCUGAAAGAGUACCUCACGUUCCGCACACUCAUCGCCAAAGUCAUCGGACUGACGGCUACCCUCGGAUCGGGUCUGCCCGUUGGCAAGGAAGGUCCGUUCGUGCACAUAGCAAGUAUAGUCGCCACACUGCUGUCCAAGAUGGUGACGAGCUUCAACGGCAUCUACGAGAACGAGAGCAGAAACGGCGAGAUGCUGGCGGCGGCCUGCGCCGUGGGUGUCGCCUCGUGCUUCGCCGCCCCGAUCGGCGGUGUCCUCUUCAGCAUCGAGGUAACCACCGUCUACUUCGCCGUGCGCAACUACUGGCGAGGCUUCUUCGCCGCCGUCUGCGGCGCCACCAUGUUCAGGCUGCUGGCCAUUUGGUUCCAACGCGAGGAGACCAUAACGGCCAUGUUCAUCACCAACUUCACCAUGGACUUUCCCUUCGAUCCGCAAGAGCUCUUCGUUUUCGCGGUCAUUGGGCUCGUCAGUGGGGCGUUGGGCGCCUUCUAUGUCUGGCUCCACAGACAGUACGUCAUAUUCAUGCGCAAAAACAAGAGCAUGAAUCGCUUUUUGCAAAAGAAUCGCUUCUUGUACCCUGGCAUUGUUUCGCUGCUGGUGUCCUCUAUUUCGUUUCCUCUGGGUCUCGGCCAAUUCAUGGCCGGCGAUUUGAACACUCACGAUCAAGUGCACGGGCUUUUCACUAAUUUUACGUGGACCAAAGAAGAUUUGAAUGUCGAGGAGAGAAAUGUAGUUAAGCACUGGUCGACUGAGAGCACUAACGUAUUCGUCGGACUUUUAAGUUUUACUGCUUAUACGUUUAUUUUUUCAAUCAUCAGUUCAACUGUACCUGUGCCGUCAGGCAUAUUCAUUCCAGUUUUCAAGAUAGGAGCCGCUCUGGGUAGGGCGAUCGGCGAAGCCAUGGCUUUGCAAUUUCCAAAUGGCGUUCGAUACGGAGGCAUAAUAACGCCAAUUGUACCGGGUGGUUACGCUACGGUCGGCGCGGCGGCUUUUUCCGGUGCCGUCACCCACACUAUAUCGGUGAGCGUGAUAAUCUUCGAAAUGACCGGUCAGAUCACGCACAUCGUGCCAAUGAUGAUAGCCGUGCUCAUCGCCAAUGCCGUGGCGGCCCUGUUGCAGCCGAGCAUAUACGACAGCAUCAUACUGAUCAAGAAGCUGCCUUAUCUACCGGACCUCUUGCCGUCUGGCUCAGGAAUGUACAAUAUUUAUGUCGAAGAUUUUAUGAUAAGGGAUGUCAAACAUAUUUGGCAUGGAAUAUCAUAUCAAAAGCUGAAGGAGGUACUCAAAGAAAAUAGAAAACUUCGGGGACUGCCGCUGGUUGAUAGCCCUGAUAAUAUGAUAUUGUUAGGGUCCAUUCAAAGACUUGAACUAAUCAAACUUAUAGAAAAGCAUAUAGGAAGAGAAAGAAGAUUACAGGUUGCCCAAAGACUUCAUAAAGAAGCAGAAGAACGAGCGAAAGAAGAGCUGGAAAGACAAAUUAAAGAGCAAGAACGAGCACGCAGACCAUCGCGUUUUGAAGUAAUUCCAGCUCCUGAUAUUUUAAAAAUGCAACGCCAGAGUGUCAAUGAUUUGACAAUGUCACCAGGCAAUGGAAUAGAUCACCACACGUUUCAUUCGCCGGUAUUUGGCACUCAACCGAAAAAGUCAAUUCUCAAAAAGACUAACUCAUUCACCCUCAAAGGCUUUAGUCCACUGAUCAGCCCAUCUGUGACACCUUACACAACCGUCACUGGAGCUGAAAGCAGGAUAAGAUUAGCAUUCGAGGCAAUUUUCCGUAAAUCUGCAACCCUUCAGGAUGUUGAUCCAGACCCUGAGCUCGGCGAAGCUGGUAUUACGAAUAAUCGUCGAGAGAGUAUAGACGGUACUAUGCAACCAAUGCUUACUCCAAGCCCCGCCGUUUCAAAAAAAGUUCAAUUGCCACGUGAAAGAGUAAUAGAUAUGUCUCCCGAAGACCAAAAGCGGUGGGAAGAACAGGAAAUGGCAUUGGAAGUCGACUUUUCACACAUCCAUAUCGACCCAGCACCGUUUCAAUUGGUCGAAAGAACAUCAUUGCUCAAAGUCCACAGUCUUUUUAGCAUGGUUGGCGUGAAUCGCGCUUACGUGACCGCUAUUGGUCGACUUGUGGGUGUCGUUGGUUUGAAAGAAUUGCGGAAAGCUAUUGAAGACGCAAACGCUGGCAUUUUACCGGCGCAAUCCAGUGGCGAGAAUACCCAUACGACCGCUUCGGAGGCUAGCCUGACCAGGAGUAGCGAUGUGGAAUCGUCGAUCGACUCGUCGGUCAAAAAUCAAUUGGGUUCCGCGGUCAUUACAAUACCACCGAAUACCGAUGACUUGAAUAAAAUCGAAACAGUCUGAUACUGCUGCGCCGAGCUCUCGAGUGACUUAUUUACAAGUGCACAUCGCUUCAGGGAUCAAAUAUAUGAAAUAAUAUAAUUGUGAUAGUCACGCCAAAACGUGGCCAGUGUUUGUACCCUAGCCAGUAAUGUCCUUCAUUUUACUGCUGCUGCAUAGCACGCAUUGUUAUAUACGAUGGAAACUUCGUAUUUUUAUCCAAAAAAUUGUUAUGUUUAAGAGAAAAUCCGUGAAACUUGAAUGGUAUCUUUCAAUUUAUACAAAAUCACGGAAAAUUUUUAUUAAUUGUCAGUCAUAUUAAUGACUUAUUUUAUCCGUCAUAAAAAUGACACUUGCAUAAUGACGAAAAUGGUUGUUUAAAAUUUUUAAAAAAAUAUUUUUAUGAAAAAAGAAUAGAGUUAUAAAUGAGCAUGCUCGAAUGUAGACUGACAGCAUUUCGUUGACUUACGAUUCGGGCAAAAUAACGAUUUGGGCGAUAAGUUAAAUGAUCAUUAUUCAUAAUUUGAAUAUUUUAAUACUUGAAAUGUAAACGAAAAUACUUUUGUCAAAAUUUCACGAAAGUAAAUUUCUUGAUUAUCGCCAUUUUGAACAGAAUCUCAAAUAUUUUAAAACUCUUACCAACAUCUGUUUAAAACCCUGAUUUAUACGUACUUAAUUCAAUACUGUUGCGAAGAUACUCUUAUUAUAUAAAUAAAAUUGUAAUCAAAAUUAAUUUAUGUUUUUACUGAUAACUUCAUAAAUGAUUUUCGAGGAAAUUUUUAUUUUAUUGCUUUCAAAUCUUUAUGAAAAAAAAAGGAUAAAAUUCCGUUGAAAAUGUUCAUUUUUAUAAUAACUACGGAAUCUUUACGAAUAAAAAGUAAUUGAACUAUUCUAUAGAUGUUUUGCAUUAUUCAAAAUAAGUGGCUAAACGUGUCAGUCUACAUAUCCAUAGUUAUGCUAAAGACACGUUUUUAAACAUGCAAGCAAGGUUUUACGCGCACUUACAAGAAAUAUAUUUUAAAUUAUUAAGUGGAUACAACAAUUAUAAAAAAUCAAGUUAAAAUUUCAUUUCUAAAACUUAUUCUUAAGCUUGAAUUUUACGUAAGAUCUCGUUAGAAAAUUUCUUAACUGGCAUGCUUGUAUAAGUGUAAAAACGAAUAAUGAAAAUCUCAAGUUACAUCUACGAAAAAUAGAACCUCUCAAACGUCUUAUGGUCUAUGUUGUAAAUAGAAGAAAAUGUUUGAGAAUCAAUUUUUAAAACUAUUGAACUGAUAAUACAGUAAAGUUGUAUUUAAAUAUCUAAGAUGAAUUAGCGAAAUUUUUAAUUUUAAUUAUAAUUAUUGCGUUAAUAGAUAAAUCUUCAUAAGCAUCCAAUAAUUCAAACACGUAUUAAAUAAAGUUUGAAGAUUUCUUUUUAGUUCUACCAUAAUAUUUGUUUCGCUCAAUUUUUGCAUGGACAAAUAUAUUAUACAUUUUUACGCAUGUUUAUAAGAAUAUUUUACAUUCCAUCCAAAGUAAGAAAAAUGUAGUCAUCUGAAAUAUUACUGAUACCAAACUCUAGUUUCUGAGGUACUAUUCUCAAUCCUAUUUGUAAAUAGUCUGUAUUGUUUUAGAAAUGUUUCAUUAAAAGAUAAAAAU
Trichogramma pretiosum is the source of this 5299-nucleotide messenger RNA. It is a transcript of the gene ClC-a, whose product is annotated as chloride channel protein 2. Bases 815 to 3685 code for a protein of 956 amino acids. NCBI's taxonomy places the organism in Eukaryota, Metazoa, Arthropoda, Insecta, Hymenoptera, Trichogrammatidae. Gene Ontology annotation, biological process: chloride transport; transmembrane transport. Gene Ontology annotation, molecular function: voltage-gated chloride channel activity. Gene Ontology annotation, cellular component: membrane. The record is from RefSeq and is a predicted model, not a curated record. The transcript has 13 exons.